AUUUAUAAAAAGUUUAAGAUAAAAAUUAAUUGUUUGAAUCAUUCGGAAUUCUAAUGUGUAAUAAUGAUUAUUUUACAACAUUUACUUCUUCUGAGUUAUUUGAUGAUUUCAACAUGUCAGAAUGAUUCAAAUCCACAGUUACUAUAUUCAAAUAUCAACGAAAUAGAGAUUAUCGACACUGACACCGGUGUAAAGACAACGAUUGCUAGUAACAUAAACAGGGCAAUCUCAGUUGACUUUCAUGUUACUAAAGGCUAUAUCUACUGGUCAGAUGUUACAGACCACACAAUAUCCAGAAUUAAGUACCAAUCAUCAAACAAUGGGACAGUCGAAGUUGUUAUCACAGAAGAUAUAAUGACCCCGGAUGGAAUUGCGAUAGAUUCUGUCAAUGACCAUCUAUACUGGACAGACACAGGGAUAGAUAAAGUAAUGCGAUCCAAUCUAGACGGAUCUGUAAGAACUGUCAUUCUGGAUACAGAUUUACAAGAGCCUAGAGCCAUUAUGUUGGAUACAUCGAAUAGCCUGAUGUACUUAAGUGACUGGGGUACUACGCCAAAAAUUGAAAAGUGCAAGUUCGACGGAACAAGUAGGCAAACAAUUGUCAGUGAUGACUUAAUGUGGCCAAACGCAUUAGCAAUAGAUUUUAAUGACCAAAGAAUCUACUGGGUUGAUGGUGGAUUAAGACAGAUUAAAUCAUCAAACCUGGAUGGGUCUAAUAUACAGUUAAUUCUGAAAAGUUCGGAAUGGUUACCACACCCUUUUGAUAUGGAUGUAUAUGGGAGCUAUAUAUACUACUCCGAUUGGUCUCUUUAUGGUAUUUUUAAGGUUUCAAAACUGGCAAACUCUACACCAGUAGCCAUAACUAAUGAAGUGUUGUCACCAAUGGGAAUGAAAAUUUACAGUAGUAAUGUUGACUUUCCUUCUGACGUAUUUUCUAUCCACAUAGACGUAAGCAGAGAAGAAGGUUCAGUUAUUACUGAAUUUUUCGGUCAAAGCUCUCCAAAUCUAGAACCUGUUUUCAAAUGCAGUUUUGUAGAUGUGGUUGGAAAAACUUACUUGUAUUCUAUAUAUUGGUACAUCAACGAAAACAGCGUGAAGACAUUUGAAAAUGUUAUAUUCCAAGAUAUUGAUUCAACUUGGCUCCGCCCUGAACACUGGGUUCAAAAUUACAAAAUGAAUAUGUACGUAAAAUGUUCUGUUAGGGCAAGGAAAAGUGUCAAUGGCACACUAAGUCCUCAUCAGUAUAGUGCAAAUUUUAUAGCAGGAGUAAUUCCAGACAACUACAUAUAUGAGGUUUCCGAAGGAAGUAACGUUACUUUUACUGUGCAAUCAACAGUACCAAUUGGUUGUACAAGCAUUUUGUUAAUUAAUAAUUGUAAAGAAACUUUCAAAAUAGGCUAUCCAAGUUAUACAAAAAAUUCAGAAGCCUGUGAUGGAUCAAUAGACAAUGGCGACCUUGCAUUUGAAAGAGAAACAUGUGGAGUUGAAAUUCCGGCUAAUAACUGGAAUAAAAUAAAUGAUAUUGUCGUCUACGGAUAUGUAGACAGUGUAUAUAACACAGAAAGUGUGCGAACUACUAACAUUCGUCUUACACAUCAGUUAAGUAGGAAAGAUCCAUCUCAUGCGUGGGACAAUGUUGUAAUUCCUAAUAUUCAGAUCCGAAUCAAGGACGAAGACAUCAAUAUUGAACUUGCUAAGUGCGAAACAUGGAGUGAUCCAAGGUAUUACACAUUCGACAGGACAUAUUUCUCAAAGUCUAUAUCUGGAGAAUAUGUGUUAUAUCGACAUAAAAGAAAUCCUUAUUGGGUACAUACACUGUCUACAGCAUGUUGGGAUGGUACCUGCAAUGUAGGUGUGGCGAUACGUAGCCACAAUUCUCUGUUUGUUGUUAGGACUAGUGAUGUAGUAUCCCAUAAUGUUGUUGUUCAAGGUCGUGUGCAUCCAUUUGUAAAUUUUCGCCACUGUGAUGACCAAAAUAUGGUUGUGAAACGACAUGGAACACAAUACACGGUUAUACUUCCAACUGGUACAGAAAUAUGGUUUAAAAUUGGAAAAGGAAUACUUGGGUUUCCAGGUUACUGGAUAUGGCACGUCACAAUAAAACCGUCUGCACUGGACAUAGAACAAACAGAAGGACUAUGUGGAUUUUUAAGUCGAGAUGGAAGCAAAAAUGACGAUUUUUCAGAACGCGACACUGGCCAUGUUGUAGAUGAGAGUACAUUUAUAAAAUCAUGGAAUAUUGAAGACGAUUCAACCGAGAGUUUAUUCACAGCUGAUCCUGGAUUUUUAAGUGAUGAGUAUCUUCAACCAUUUUGCGCCUGUAAAGAGGUUGUGAGUGACAGUUCUUCAUUUCAAAACUACAACAAAGUUGACUGCAACUUAACACAGCCCUUAGAAGGGUGCUAUAAUACCACGACUGAUUUAGAUACAUCAUUUUAUUCAUCAUGCUCUCCUGCAAGGAAAAAGAGAGAUGUUAUUUAUUCAGAAGACAGACAAACAAGAAAAGUAAAAAGAAGCGUCGAAGACAGUGAUGACAUAACCGAGGAAACUAUUCUUCGUUAUGCAUCGGAUUUUGUUCCAAAGUUUUUCAGACCAGAACCAGAAUGGACAGAUGGAUGGACAGAAGAAAAAGCCCGUAUAGCGUGUACUACUGGAUUUAAUGACAAUGUGCAACUAUCUAAAUGUAAAGAAUAUGUUUACCUAUUUACGGAAGAAUAUGUUACGUCGUGUAUUCAAGAUAUCAAGGCAUCUGGAAAUACAACGCUCAUGAUGAUGACAGUCGAUAAGAUGCUUGCAUCAUGUGUAAUUGAGAUAUCAAGAAAUGAAUCAAUGCGAAAUAGCUCAAAUUCUGGAUCUAAAGAAUCCCUAUCUGAAGCCAUUACAAGUGAACUCUGUCAGAAUGACUGUAGUGGUCAUGGGACUUGCGAAAAAGGAAUUUGCAAAUGCACAAAUGGAUUCAACGGAUUAGACUGUUCGUUUUUCAACAAUUUACCUCCAUCUGGAAUAACUCUUCCUGAUGCUGGUAGAUGUGGAACCAGAAAUCGGCAAUGUAGUAAAACAAAUGUUUACGGUGAUUUCGACACAGAGAACAUAUGGUUCAAACGAAGACAUUUUCAGAUAAUAGAUAACCAAAAUCGUUCCAGUGGAACAAUAGAAACAAUGAAAGCAGAAUACCGAAAUCCGUAUAUGGUUACUUGUCAGCUUGCCUCCUCGAGGAGAAAAAGAGAUCUGAGCAAUAUAGUUAUGGCAGAAGGCUAUUAUCUUAGCUUUUCAUUGGACGGAUCAACUUUCGGAGAGGAAGUUACUAUUAUUAUAUAUGAUGAAAACUGUUACUCAUGUAAUGCAACCACGGUUUCAUGUUUAAUAUUGGAUUCAUGUCAAACAGAUACAGCAGCAAAGAUAAAUUCAGAUAGUCGAAAAAUUGGUUUGAUUAUAGGACUAGUUGUAGCUGGUGUAAUACUGCUAGUUAUAAUAGUUGUCGGUAUUAGGUUUUUCAAAUACAAGAAUAACAGACAGAAGCCUCAAUACGAAGAAAAUACUGACGAAACAAAUACAGAUUUAAAUGAUGAAUUGAAUGUGUGUAAUGUCCCUCCUGUAAAAAAUACGAUUCCUGUUUAUGAUCAUCUACACAGAGAGAAAACAACAGCCCCUCAGAUGAAAGACGAAGUAGAGAAGCGUCCAAAAACGCCAUUUGAGCUUUUUAUAGUUGAGAAAAAUUUUCACAAUUAAAGAAACUAAAUAUAUGCUAACUAUAUACUUUUGUUUAAUGUCAAGAUCACAUGCUCAUUAUCAAAUACUAUUGUGUUGCAAUUGUUUACUUAAAACAUACUUAUAUCUAGAUGGACAUGUCUUAAUAAAAUUAUAUCUCCCAAUGGAAACUUGUAAUCAUUGUACUAUACAUGUACAUUUACUAUUGGGUUGUUUUUUUUCAAUAUUGUUCCGAGAUAGAACUAAGAACAUUCAAUCUAACUUUUUGAUUUAUUCAUAUUCCGAGGUCCAAAUAUUUCCUCGCUGCCUUGAAGACUUAUCGGUGGCCUUCAGCUGUUUAUCAGUUCUUUGCUCGGGUUGUUGUUUUAAUUGAUUUGACUGUCCCUCUGGUAUCGUAUGUCCUUCUUUUGACUUAUUUCCCAUUUCCAUUCUUAUUUUAUUUCGUUUGAAUUUUAGGUUCAUAAGGGAAUUUACGUUUUAAACGAUCGGUGGAAAACUAGCUUUACCUAUUUUAACAUCUUUUAAACUGAAUUUUACUGUGCGUAUUGCUGUGUUUUUGUUUAUUUCAUAUUUACUAAAGGUAUAAAAGGAAGGAGCCCCUUGGCUUUGUUUAUCUUGUAUGUUGUAUUUUUAAUUAAAUUUUGGUUUAUUUAUAUGUUUGGAAAUUUAAUGUCACGCCCAUUUCGAGGAACUGGUAUAAAAAACAAAACAAAAACAACAUACAAGGCAAUGUAUAAUGACAUAAGAUACACUGUUCCUAAAUAAUGGCCCUGUUGGUCUUAUUUGUACAGAGUGUAAUUUUCUCAUUAAAACAAAUGAUAAAUGAAAAAGACGCGAAUUGCUUUUCUCUAAUUUUGUAAUUUAAAAAAAUCGUACUUUCUCCAAAAGUUUAAAAUCGAUAUAAGAACUCAAAUCUUAAAUAUUGAACAUGGUCUGCUUAAAAUAUUGAAUGACUUUACAGAUAUUCGAAUACUUUAAUUCUCAUCUUCGAAUUUAAAUGAUGUUAUCAUUUUCCACAAAAUAAAUUUGGCCCCAGUGUUCUUUUACUCGGAAUUUUUAAACUUACCA
This is a messenger RNA of Mytilus trossulus (common blue mussel), 4776 nucleotides long. RefSeq lists its product as uncharacterized. Lineage: Eukaryota; Metazoa; Mollusca; Bivalvia; Mytilida; Mytilidae. Gene Ontology annotation, molecular function: Wnt receptor activity; Wnt-protein binding. The record is from RefSeq and is a predicted model, not a curated record. Gene Ontology annotation, biological process: canonical Wnt signaling pathway. Bases 64 to 3729 code for a protein of 1221 amino acids. The transcript has 19 exons.